This is a messenger RNA of Engraulis encrasicolus (European anchovy), 4738 nucleotides long. RefSeq names its product aldehyde dehydrogenase 1 family, member L2 (gene aldh1l2). Gene Ontology annotation, biological process: one-carbon metabolic process; biosynthetic process; 10-formyltetrahydrofolate catabolic process. The transcript is spliced from 23 exons. Gene Ontology annotation, cellular component: cytoplasm. Lineage: Eukaryota; Metazoa; Chordata; Actinopteri; Clupeiformes; Engraulidae. Gene Ontology annotation, molecular function: formyltetrahydrofolate dehydrogenase activity; aldehyde dehydrogenase (NAD+) activity. The coding region runs from base 192 to 2963 and encodes 923 amino acids. The record is from RefSeq and is a predicted model, not a curated record.
CGUGACGUCGCGCGGACGCAAGUUGCCUCGCCCGUGAGUCACGUCGAAUAUAAGCUAGCGCUCCUCAGACAAAUCUUCUGCCACUGUCCCAUUCGAAGGCAGGUGUGCGUUGCGAAGCGCACGUCCCAGGUCCCCGUCGGCCUCACAAUUAUACAAGCUCUCUUCUCUUGUACCGCUUUAAAAUUGCAGCCAUGUUGUGGACCGCAAACACCAUCAUUAGGAAAUUUUCCACAAGCUCUGCCUACUACCAAAAUAAGCUGAAACUUGCCCUAAUUGGACAGAGCUUGUUUGGACAGGAGGUGUACGCAAAUCUACGUAAACAGGGCCACAAGGUGGUGGGCGUGUUCACAGUUCCAGAUAAGGAUGGCAAGGCGGACCCUUUGGCGGUGGCGGCGGAGAAGGACGGCACGCCGGUCUUCAAGUUCCCGCGCUGGCGCGUGAAGGGCAAGCCCAUCCCGGAGGUGGUGGAUGCCUACCGGGCCGUGGGCGCCGAGCUCAACGUCAUGCCCUUCUGCUCCCAGUUCAUCCCCAUGAACGUCAUCGACCACCCCAAGCACGGCUCCAUCAUCUACCACCCCUCCAUCCUGCCCAAGCACAGAGGGGCGUCCGCCAUCAACUGGACCCUGAUAGAGGGCGACAAGAAGGCCGGUUUCUCCAUCUUCUGGGCCGACGACGGCCUGGACACGGGCCCCAUCCUGCUGCAGCGCGAAUGUCCCGUGGAGCCCAACGACACCGUUGACACAAUCUACAACCGCUUCCUCUACCCCGAGGGCAUCAAGGCCAUGGUUGAGGCCGUGAAUCUGAUUGCAGAUGGGAAGGCACCUCGUGUUGUGCAGCCCGAGGAGGGAGCAUCCUACGAAGGCAUCCAGAAGAAGUCCAACGCCAAGCUGAACCUGGCCCAGCCAGCCGAGUCCAUCCACAACUGGAUCCGCGGCCAUGACAAAGUCCCUGGAGCUUGGACCACCAUUGACGGACAGGCGGUGACGCUGUAUGGCUCGUCCAUGCUGAGUGGCUCUGUCCCCAAGGGCCAGCCCUUGGAGGUGGAGGGGGCGGCCCAGCCUGCCCUCGUCACCAGCGGGGGACUCGUCCUCUUCGGAACCGAUGGCAAAGCGGUCCAGGUGAAGAGCCUGCAGUUUGAGGAUGGCAAGAUGAUCCAGGCCUCCAAGUACUUCUCGUCCGGGGAGAGCAGCAGCGUGGAGCUGACUGACGAGGAGAAGAAGAUGGCCGAGGAGAUCCGGGCCAUCUGGAAGUCCAUCUUGAGCAACGUGCCGGCCGUCGAGGACGCCACGGAUUUCUUCAAGUCGGGGGCGGCCUCCAUGGACGUGGUCAGGCUGGUGGAGGAGAUUAAGCAGAAGUGUGGUGGCGUAGAGCUCCAGAAUGAGGACGUGUACAUGGCCACCACCUUCCAGGACUUCAUCCAGCUGUUCGUACGCCGCUUCAGAGGAGAGGACGACGAGGAGGAACUGGUCAUCGACUAUGUGAAUAAGGAGGUGAACAACAUGACGGUGAAGAUGCCUUACCAGUGUUUCAUCAACGGCCAGUUUGAGGACGCGGAGAACGGAAAGACCUGCGACACCAUCAACCCCACCGAUGGCUCGGUGAUCUGUAAGGUGGCAUACGCCUCCGUGGGUGACGUGGACAGGGCGGUGGCCGCAGCCAAGGACGCCUUCGAGGUGGGCCCAUGGGGCAAGAUGAACCCCCGUGACCGAGGAGCGCUACUCUACAGACUGGCUGAUCUGAUGGAGGAGCACCAGGAGGAGCUGGCCACCAUUGAAUCCAUGGACUCUGGCGCCGUGUACACGCUAGCCCUCAAGACACACGUGGGCAUGUCCAUCCAAACAUUUAGAUACUUCGCUGGCUGGUGUGACAAGAUUCAGGGCACAACGAUACCCAUCAAUCAGGCUAGGCCCAAUCGCAACCUGACCUUCACCAAGAAAGAGCCGCUCGGUGUGUGUGCCAUAGUCAUCCCCUGGAACUACCCCCUGAUGAUGCUGGCCUGGAAGAGCGCGGCCUGCCUAGCAGCCGGCAACACACUCGUAUUGAAGCCUGCACAGGUGACCCCUCUGACGGCGCUGAAGUUUGCCGAACUGGCUGCCAAGGCCGGCAUCCCCAAAGGUGUCAUCAACAUCGUGCCCGGCUCAGGUGGCAUGGUUGGUCAGAGAUUGUCCGAUCACCCUGACAUCCGCAAGCUGGGCUUCACUGGCUCUACUCCCAUCGGCAAACAGAUCAUGAAGAGCUGUGCGGUCAGCAACCUGAAGAAGGUGUCUCUGGAGCUGGGAGGCAAGUCCCCCCUCAUCAUCUUCAGUGACUGUGACAUGGACAAGGCUGUGCGCAUGGGUAUGAGCUCGGUGUACUUCAACAAGGGAGAGAACUGCAUCGCUGCAGGACGCCUGUUUGUAGAAGAGUCCAUCCACGACCAGUAUGUCAGCAGAGUGGUGGAGGAGAUUAAGAAGAUGAAGAUUGGCGACCCGCUGGAUCGCUCCACCGACCACGGCCCCCAGAACCACAAGGCCCAUCUGGACAAGCUGGUCGAGUACUGCGACAUUGGAGUCAAGGAGGGAGCCACGCUGGUGUGUGGCGGCCAACAGGUGCCAAGGCCAGGUUUCUUCAUGGAGCCCACGGUGUUCACUGACGUGGAGGACCACAUGUUCAUUGCCAAAGAAGAGUCAUUCGGACCCGUCAUGGUCAUCUCCAAGUUCCCGGAAGGGGACGUCGACGGUGUGCUGAGCCGAGCCAACGACACAGAGUUUGGGCUGGCGUCGGGCGUGUUCACGCGAGACAUCAACAAGGCCCUGUACGUGAGCGAGAGGCUGGAGGCCGGCACCGUCUUCAUCAACACCUACAACAAGACUGACGUGGCCUCGCCAUUUGGAGGCUUCAAGCAGUCCGGCUUUGGCAAAGACCUUGGAGAGGAGGCCCUCCAUGAAUACCUCAGGACCAAAGCGGUGACCGUGGAGUACUAAGCCCAGCGGCCUAUGUGUGUGUGUGUGCGUGAGUGUGUGGACUUUUCUGUGGGUUCUGGGGUAUCCAUGUUAUCCCCACACCACAGCUGCUAGCUGGUUAGCAACUUUGUUGGUUGACAAUAGGGAAUUAAGCUGCAGCCAAAUAAGUAGCUAACUUUAGUAAGCAACUGUGGGUUUUGGGGAACCAGACCCCUCAUCGAACUUGCUGGCAGUUCAUCUAAGCCUCUCAGUUCUGGCUCUUUUUGGCCAAUGGGCUCGGAGGUACAAGCCUAAGAGGGUGGGGGAACAGAAAAAAAGCUGAAGUCUGUGAUGACUGUUCAUGUGCCUACACCUUUUUUAAGAAGAAGAAGAAAUCAAGAAAAAGAAGAACAUUCUCUAGGGAAACACUCUUUUGCCUGUUCUGUUCAAGGAACCAUUCUCUGCUCUUUCUUUUCCUGUUCUGUCUCAUCUGAAAUCAUGCUGGAGUGAAGACCGCUUCUUCAAAAAUUGGACUCAAGACCAUUGACCCUAGAUGUCAUCAUUAUGCCAGAUAUGUUUUGUACAAAAUAUUAAUAAUAUAUAUUAAGUCAUUUUAUUAACAGAAUUCCCACACAGUGUUUAAAACAAAAAAUAUCACUUUUUAUCACUUUUGGAUUUUAAUAUUAAAUGUUAUAUUUUUAAAUACAUAUUUGAUGACACUUUAUCUAGCCACUCAAAGGCUUUUAAAUACAUCAGAUGUGUAAGAGAGGACAUCGGUAUUUUACACUUAAAACUCACAUUUAGUAGUUGUAGUGUUUUAUUUUAAAAAAAAAAAAUUCAAGUCAGUGUAAAUAUUUUAUUUUGGGAGAAGAAAUGCUGCAGUCUAGUGAAGGUUCUAUGAAGUCUCCGUAUUGUUGGAGCUGCUAUGUCUGCUAUCUUUUUAAAUCCCUUUCAGAUCAAGAGGAAAAUGGCCCUGUACAAUGUAUUGUACGAUGAAUUGCAUGUGUGUAUUGCCAUAUUUGCUUUGCCAUAUUAACAUUGUAGCAAGACUCAAUGUGAUCUGUGCCCAUAUCCUGAUGGAUUUUUUUUUUGGCAAAUCACUCAAAAAAACAACCUGUUUUAUACUUUUAUUAUGCCUACCUCUCAUUUUAAGUGGUUGAAUACACAAUGUGAUUUUCCAUAUCAAAUGUGACCAUUGAAGUGAGUGUAAAAACACACAUACAAUACAUCACUAAUUGUGGUGGUAUACUGUGAUUUCAAAAAAGGGAUUUCCUCUUGGGUACAGUAACGCACAUGCGCAAACAUGGUUGUUGGUAUGUGUGGUGACUAGAGAAAUUACUCGGACACAACCCAAGUCAUAUAUGUCAGUAUUCAUCAGCUCUGUAUGCUAAACAUUCUGGUCAUGGAUAAGUCUUCUUAAGUGAGUGCCGAAUACAUAGAAUAGAAUGGAUAUAUUUUUAUUGAACAACUUUUAUCAAACCAUUUUUAAAAACACAAUUCCUUCUAUUCCAGUUCUGUAUUUCACUGUCCUUGUUGUUAUACCUGGCCCUGUAUGUGUUAAUGUGUUUGUAAUAAAGCUACACCAGACCACAGAGACACAUGCCAUAUGUGUGAAACAUGAUGUUUUAAAAAAAGAAAGAUAUUUGGCUUUUAGAAGCAUUGCAAAGGCAGUCUUUGAUGAGAUUUCAUCCAUGGGUUCAUGACUCCUAGGCCCAUUUAUUCACUGUUACAAUUACGCCCUUAGAACAGCCUCUACUAGAAGCUUGUUGCCAACGGGAUGAUAAUGACCCAGCAGUAAAUCCAGCACUGUCACUUAA